Molecule: messenger RNA, 717 nt
Organism: Paraglomus occultum
Lineage: Eukaryota; Fungi; Glomeromycota; Glomeromycetes; Paraglomerales; Paraglomeraceae
Source: the annotation of a GenBank genome assembly
AUGGGACUUACCGGAGUGGAAGAGCGUAUAAUGACAGACGACCGACACGAUUCAAAUCUGGGAAGAUUUGCAAAUUCACUCAGCAAUAAUGUUAGUCAAUACGAAGGACAGUCUUCGUCAGCGUAUCAACGACAACAAGAACAAGGAAUAUGUAACUCAAAGACUGACAGCUUCAUACGUUUUGGGUCUCAUAUAGUUCUGAAGCACAAUGCCACCGGACAGCUCUUGUCAAGCCAUCCCGUAAAUUAUAGAGCGGGUUCUAAACAGCAGGAAGUAUUUGCUUGUUGUUGGCCUCCGGACGAGGGUCACUAUUGGAUCAUUCUUCCCGCAUUCGGAGAAAAACGAAAGGUUGCCGAUGUAAUUUCGUAUAAUACACCAGUACGCCUGCGACAUAAAAUAACGCGUCGAAAUCUACAUUCGCAUUCCGAUGUUGCAUCACCAAAGACAAAUCAACAAGAAGUGACCUGCUUCGGCGAUGAUCAAAUCAGUGAUAUCAAUGACAACUGGCUUGUUCAACGACAUUCGUAUACCAAUAACUAUGACAAUUCUGGUUACUGGAUGGUUAAUGAUGUUAUCACCCUACGUCAUAUACAAACCGGAGCUACAUUACACAGUCACAACAUUACUUUGUAUGAUGACUUGCAAGAAGUGACAUGUUUCGGACCUGGGCACGAAGACAAUGACAAGUGGAGUGUCGAAAUAGUUGACUUUCCUUAA